Filobasidium floriforme is the source of this 1203-nucleotide messenger RNA. Its product is annotated as alpha/beta-hydrolase. The coding region runs from base 72 to 1028 and encodes 318 amino acids. The record is from RefSeq and is a predicted model, not a curated record. NCBI's taxonomy places the organism in Eukaryota, Fungi, Basidiomycota, Tremellomycetes, Filobasidiales, Filobasidiaceae. The transcript has 6 exons. Gene Ontology annotation, cellular component: mitochondrion.
UGUAAUGUCAAGUUCAAGCAAGAGGUCCUGCUCAGUCCCACCAUCAUUGUUAAUCACAGCGGAUUAUAGAGAUGAACAUGGCUGGGUUCUUGAGCGAGAUUACUUCGACCAGGACGCUCGGCCGGUGCGUCCGGCCGACGAGCCUACUCCGGACAAUCCCUUCCACCCCACUCGCCUUCCGAUACUACUCCUCGACGCCCCUAGAGACCGUCCCUUUGGCCUUCCACCACGUUCCCGCUGAAGGGGCUGAUGUCAAGAAAGACCAGAGCCUGGUCAUCUGUCACGGACUCUUCGGGUCGAAGCAGAAUUGGAGGACGCUGAGUAAAGCCUUGGCGCAAAAGUUACGGAUGCAGGUUUUCGUAUUGGACUUGCGGAAUCAUGGGACAUCACCGCACAAGGCUCCUAAUGAUUACGAACAUAUGGCUGCCGAUGUCUCUAGGUUCUUGAAAGACCAAGGACUAAACAGCGGGGUGAAUCUUUUGGGUCACAGCAUGGGAGGCAAGGUCGUCAUGUCCGUAGCGCUGAACAAGGAAUACAACUCUCCACUCCGGACGUUGAUCAGUGCGGAUAUGGCUGCGGCUAGGGGCAAGAUAUCCAAAGAGUUCAUAGAAUACGCUUAUGCUAUGCAGAGGAUCGAGGAGGCGGGUGUGAAGAGCAAGUCGGCCGCGGACAAGUUGUUGGCCGAGGUCGAGCCGGAACUCUCCAUCCGCCAAUUCCUCCUGACAAACAGCUUUAUCGACCCCGAGACCAAGACCCUUAAAUUCCGAAUCCCUCUUGACAUCCUCUCCACCUCCAUACCCGCUAUCGGCCACUUUCCCUACGCCCCUGGUGAAGCCACAUGGGAAGGCCCGGCACUGUUCGUCAAGGGGGCCAAGGCGAGGUACAUUACCGAACGCAACGAACCGAUCACUCGAGGGUUUUUCCCGAACAUGCGCUUGGAGACGUUUGAUACGGGCCAUUGGGUGCAUGCGGAGAAGCCUGAACAGUUUAUAGGGCUCGUCAAGGAGUUUGUCGAGGCUCAGAAGUAGGUUUGGGGGAUGUAUCGACCUUGUCAAUCGUCGCAUAAAUGCAUAGAUCAUGUUGUGAAGAUCGAUCCCUGCCGCGAUGACGAAUUCCGAGAUUCGGGCGCUUGUUCCGAGAUCCGAGAAUAGGUCGAUGCACCGCGACCGACCUACCCUUGAACUCGUAUAUAUACCUCGAAGA